GUUCUCAUCUUGCGAGGUGAUGCCGUCACACAGGAAUCGUUCGCAGCUGCAUGGGAAAAACGGGCCCCUGUAGUUGUUCGUGGUAUUGCCGUGGUGGGGCGCUGGACACCCAGCGAACUAGCACAGGACUUCUGUGCCGUCAAGGUUUCCCCGAUCAACUGCCUCACAGGCCAAACAGUGAAAGGUCACACUGUUGGCAGUUUCUUUUCGAAGCUCGAAAACGCGGACUUCAGUGAUACCCCUCCACUGAAGCUGAAGGAUUGGCCUUCGAGGAAUGAUUUCUUGGCAACGUUCCCAAAGCUAUUCAAGUCGUUCUAUUUCAUGAUUCCAGAAGGUUGCAAAGAGAUGUGCAAGGCGGACGGUAUCAUGAACAUGGCAUCGUUCUACGCUGACAACGAUAACAAGCCAGAUCUCGGCCCAAAGAUGUACGUCGCGAAUGGCAAUCAAAAUGCGAACUUCGGCACCACGAACCUCCACGCCGAUGUUACGUGCGCUGUCAACAACAUGUUGUGGUGCUCGGAUCCAUCGCGGCCCGGUGCGAUUUGGCAAGUCUUCCGCUUUGAAGAUUCAGACCAGAUUUGCCGAUACCUCAUUGAGACCCAUGGCGUCAAGAACGUCCACCCCAUUCACUCGCAGACCGUGUGGCUCACCGAAACCAUGCUUUCCGAUCUCGUAGCCAUCGGCGUGGUGGUUUAUACAAUCGAACAGUAUGUUGGUGACAUGGUCUUCAUUCCAGCAGGUUGUGCGCAUCAAGUUCGAAACACUCAGAAUGCCAUCAAAGCUGCGUGCGACUUCAUAUCUCUUCAGAAUCUCCAUAUCACUGCAAAGCUCCUCACUAGUCAACGAGAUCACCGCCUGCGAGGCGGAGGCCACUCGGGUGAGGACAUUCUGCAAUUGAACGCGCUGCUCUUCCGUAUUUGGUCAAAUAUGGCCCCCUUCAUUGACAAUGUACUCGCGUCCAUUGGUAAGUGCAGUCACUAUAGACGUAGAGCUCCACUUAAUUAUCACACCAGGGCCCAGCAGCAUGAGGGUCUACCCCUGCCCCUCACCCGGUUGUGUUGA
This is a messenger RNA of Epithele typhae, 1062 nucleotides long. RefSeq lists its product as uncharacterized. Gene Ontology annotation, cellular component: chromatin; histone deacetylase complex. The transcript is spliced from 4 exons. Gene Ontology annotation, molecular function: histone H3K9 demethylase activity; chromatin DNA binding; transcription coregulator activity. Lineage: Eukaryota; Fungi; Basidiomycota; Agaricomycetes; Polyporales; Epitheliaceae. The annotation marks the transcript as partial. Gene Ontology annotation, biological process: regulation of transcription by RNA polymerase II. The record is from RefSeq and is a predicted model, not a curated record.